GUUGAGUUAGCACAGCACCCAACCAAUGGGACGCAUUGCAAGAGCAAGCUCUCCUGGCAAGAAGGCACAAAACAAGUGGGAGUAGAAGUGGCGCGCUGUUCACUAGAAUAGUGAUACUGUCGCUAUGGCUACCACUGCAACAGUUCGUAAACAAUCCAAUUUAGCCUUCUUUCUGAUUCUGGCGGUUGGCCUCCUUCAGCUCGCCAAUGGUCAGUCAUGUCCAUCCCGAUGCCGCAGAUGUACCGAGGGAAAGGUGGACUGUUCCAGCAUGAGUUUGACUGCACCACCAAAGACCUAUCCUCGGGGGACCAUCAUCAUCAACCUGGCAAACAAUCACCUUCGAGUUUUGGGCUCGAGAUCCUUCGACACCAGCAACACGGUGGAAAUGCUGCAGCUGAAUGGAAACAAGCUGACCAGUUUAAAAGCUGACUCGUUCAGCUUUUUCCCAAAGCUCAUGUCUUUGGACCUCGGCAGCAACAUGAUUAACCACGUCCAGAAACGAACGUUCCGAAACAUGGCCAAACUUCAGUCGCUGGUCAUCACCAGAAACAAAAUCAGCUCUCUGGAUUUCUUGGAGGAUGCCACGGCACUUCAGCAGCUGAAUUUAGCAGAGAACAAAAUCAGAGCGCUGAGAGAGAAUGACUUCGCUACGUUGACACUCCUUCAAAGUCUUGACCUGAGGGACAACCUAAUCAGCUCCAUCCACAGCGGCACUUUUAGCAAGCUGCGGAACUUGAGGUCCCUAUAUCUGAACAAAAAUCCUCUAGUUACAACGCCACAAUUCCGUUUUGGUAGCGAGAUUCUGCAAGUGGUGGACUUUACCAGCUGUCAACUGACCAAUGUGCCCAGCCCGUUACCAGCGUCCGUCUACGACCUGAGACUUGGACAUAACAAAAUCAGUCGGGUGUACCAUACAGAUCUACGUAACAUCACAGAACUUCAGCUGCUAGGCCUUAAUGAUAACAACUUGGCCGUAUUGGAUGACGGGGCCUUGGACCACCUUCAGAACCUGAAAGAAGUUUGGCUUAGAGGAAACAACCUGGUCUAUGUACCAAGAGAUCUGCCAAACAGUGUAUCCAAAAUUCACAUGGACAUGAACCGCCUGGCAGAGAUCGAGGUCGGCGUUUUUAAAAGCCAGUCUAGGCUAGAAUACCUGAGCGUGGAAAACAAUGAAGUCAGAAGAAUCCUGCCUAACACCUUCAGCAGCCUGCAGUUUUUAAACGGGCUCAACUUUCAGGGUAACAGGUUAGAGGUUCUACAGAGUGGCGCCUUCGCCAACCUGGGCACCAUCAGCACCAUAAAGCUGUCUAGCAACCCAGAGAUGAGGAGCAUCCAAGCUGGCGCCUUUCAGAAUCUAGCCAACUUGACAAAGCUCCAUCUGUCCUACAUCUCAACGGAACAAUUUGAGCUUCAAGAGAACUUUUUAUCACAGAUGCUGAGGCUUCAGAUGUUGGAUCUUAUGGGCAGUCCUGGCCUCGCGGAUGCCUUUAUGGCCAUGAUAGACAAUCCAGCUAAGGUGCCUACUGCACUACAGAGUCUGACUUACCUGGACAUGAGUUUUAACAAUCUCUUUAAUGUCAGCUCCAGAAUGCGCCAAUUGUUCCCAAGCCUUACCUCUUUCUUUCUGGACCAGAAUCCAUUCAUCUGCAUGCGCUCUUUGAAAUGGCUUAAAGACUGGAUGGUGUCAAGCCCUCAGAUUAGGUUCUACCAAUUCGAAGACCUGAAGUGUAACAGUCCAGUUAGACUGUAUGGUCGAUCACUUAGGAGUAUCCAAGACAGCGAAUGGGCGGACGCAGAUGAAAUAGAAAACGAUCGACUCCUGGGCAGGUCGGGACCUGAGCUUGCUUAUGCAGACGACAGCUCCAAAGUUGAAAUGCCAGCAGUGCCACAGAAACCAGAGCAGAAAUCAGGCAGAGGUAAACAACCCAAAGAGGAAAAGAAAGAGAAGCAAAAAGGAAAAGACAAGGGAAAUAAAAAUAAAAAGAAAGACAACCCAAAGAAAGCUGAGAUCAAACAAAAGAAAGGCAAAAGAGGCAGCGACAAAAAGAAACCAACCAAAUCUGGAACUGUCUCCAACUAAAAUUAAUUUCAUAAUUUAAAAAAAACUAGGCUUCAUCUACUAAAAAUUAUCACUAAUUAAUUAUUUCAAAGUUGUAUCGCAAACACUAUCAGUAAAAAACGUUUUUACAUAUAGGAUUGUAAUAAGACAUAAAACUACAUUGACUGCUUCCAGUGUUGGUGUUACUGUAGUACAGCUACAGAAUGUCUACAUUUCUCAUGUAGAGGAUGAUUUAUUUCACAGCUAUACUUCACAUGUACAGAAGGGUUAUAUCACACAGCUACAGAAUGGCUACAUUUCACAUGUACAGAAAGAUGAUAUAUUACAUGACAUAGCCAUUCAGUUACCUUUUCCACAAUGCCUUUUAGGUUUAUAUCUUCACCAUCUUAAUCUGAGCCAAGAGUACCACAUCAGCCAGAUUGUAUUCAACAACCUUAACCGCUCAUUAAAGUUGAAUAUACAAAUAAACAAGAGAACUUUUCCCUUUACACAGAGAAUGUUAGACAUAUGUUUCUUCCUUUAGAGCACAAUGGAAAUGUUUUCAACAUCUUAUAUUUUAACAUGAUAUAUGCGAAUGUGUGUAGUUUAAACAAAUAUUUGCCCAUUUUUUUAAACAAUCAUUUAUAUUGUCAUAUAGUAUUAUACAUACAGAACUUGUGAGAUAAUAGAGAACUUGUGAGAUAAUAGGAUGCAACAGUUAUGAAACUAUUUUAAGUGUGACUGAAUAGAGCUUACAGAAAUGUAAACAAAGGCACAUAGAAAAAAAACCUGUUGAAGAGACGCAGGAAUGGAAUAAUAAAUGAUCUCCUCUUCACCCCACACAAAGUAUGAGAACAAGAAGUGACUUAUCAAAUGUGAUGAUAGUUCAAAACAGUCUCUAGAGAUCUGCCAUGCUCUCACUUGUAGCUUGUCUCUAAUGUUUGGUCUGACAUGAUGUCUCAAGUUUUGAUUCAGCUGCACUAUCUUGACUUUAGAAAUAAACAUCCAACUCAUCAAAUGUUUAGCAUCAAAAAUGGAAACAUCAAGAGUGGGGUUUUUAUAUUUGUUGUACACAAACAUCCUCUGGUUCCUUAUUAUGUUUGUUUGUUGUUGAUAGCAGAAACUACUUUAAAGACCUAUGCAUCAAACUGAACAACUUUAGAUCCAAUUUAUAUAUUUGAUCAUCUUGUAUGAUUUGAUCAUUACUACGAGUGUUAAUAACAUUCAACAUUCGUACUCUGUUACCAUCAGGCACAAAUCUGUUUCUGAUUUCACCGCCAGGGGGCACAAAUAUUAAAACUUAUUUCUUGACUCUA
Messenger RNA from Biomphalaria glabrata, 3354 nucleotides. RefSeq names its product leucine-rich repeat-containing protein 70-like. Bases 125 to 2080 code for a protein of 651 amino acids. Gene Ontology annotation, cellular component: extracellular matrix. The transcript has 7 exons. The record is from RefSeq and is a predicted model, not a curated record. NCBI's taxonomy places the organism in Eukaryota, Metazoa, Mollusca, Gastropoda, Planorbidae. Gene Ontology annotation, molecular function: protein binding.